This is a messenger RNA of Ochlerotatus camptorhynchus, 648 nucleotides long. RefSeq lists its product as uncharacterized. The coding region runs from base 1 to 531 and encodes 176 amino acids. Lineage: Eukaryota; Metazoa; Arthropoda; Insecta; Diptera; Culicidae. The transcript is spliced from 3 exons. The record is from RefSeq and is a predicted model, not a curated record.
AUGGAACAACUAAAGAAAAAGUUGGAUGAUGGAAGCUUUGAUAAGUUAACUGAAUACGUCCGAGGAGCUCUACGGAUUUUUAAGAAGCUUUUCAAUAGAGGUAUUAAGAGAAGUACCAACAUGGAACAUGCAUCCACGGAUGAAAUUUUUGUUACACCUCUGAUAAGAUGGGUUCAGUUUGUUGGAAACGAUGUUGGCUUCGAUGAGUUGCUGGCGGUGAAACAAUCAACAACAUCAAAAUUUAUCGAUCCCCAUAUUGUUUGUGUAGCAAACCGUUACAAGCGCGGUAACGUGUACGUUACGUUCAAUAAAUUUAUAAUUUCUUGUGGCAUGUCAGCCAUUCGUGCCAUCGAAGUGCUUUUCAAAUGCUUGCCUUUGUUUGGCCUAAAAGCACCCGUGUUACUGCGCAAACUAAACGAUAUGCUUUCAGUUAAUGUCUUUGGCACAAUUCAAUCCAGCAAAUGUAAAACAGUAACAGAUUUAACUGCACGCUACAAGGAAUUUUCGCAUAACUUAACGAAUGAUGACUGAUCGAUAUUAAAUGUAACAUGCCGAUGAAGUCGAAGCUGAAACAGUUAAAAAUGUAAAAUGAAAAAUGAAUGGUAAUAAAUUAGUUGUUAUCCUCACGGAUUUUAUUGUUCUCAAUUU